Messenger RNA from Chenopodium quinoa (quinoa), 3300 nucleotides. RefSeq names its product myb-like protein V. NCBI's taxonomy places the organism in Eukaryota, Viridiplantae, Streptophyta, Magnoliopsida, Caryophyllales, Amaranthaceae. Bases 453 to 2921 code for a protein of 822 amino acids. The record is from RefSeq and is a predicted model, not a curated record. The transcript has a single exon.
UGAAUAUCAAUUCAAGCUAGAAAAAAAAACCAAGAACAAGGAUAGGAUGUCUAAAUCAUAGAUAAGGAGCAAUCACAUCAAAACGGCAAAAACCAAACUUUAACCCCCAUUGUGCGUUACACUAGAAUGCUUUCUUUCUAUGCAAAGACAAACUCCAUUCUUUUCAUCACCUCCCUCUCUUUUCUCUCUCCUCACAACCCCCUCAUCCUUUUGUACUCUUUCACUCUGUUAAACUUCUCCACUACUCCCCAUUUUACACCUCCCACCUCUCUCUUUCCCUUUCUCUCUGCCAUUUCCCAUCUUCUUCUUCUCCAUUUUUCACCCUCUAAUCUUUCCUUGUAAAAAUUAAAUCUCCCAAUUAUUAUUAUCUCAUUUUCACCUAAUUAACAAUCCAAAAAAACCCCUAUAAAAAACCCCUAAAUAAAUAUCUUUUCAAUCAAUCAAUAUUAGAAAUGGACAUAGAAAGACCUCAUAGAACAACUAGCACUCCAACUACAACAAGUGAGCUCUUCAUUUGCUUCACUUCUCGCCUCUCUAAAUCCUCUUCUAUGCGCCUUUCUUCCAAAUCUAUCCUUAGCCCUGGUCGUGCUGCUACCUCCGUUGAUAAAUCUUCGAAUUCUCUUUCAUUGUCAUCCUCCCUCAGCCGCCGUCUCCGACACAACGGUAGUUUACGAGGUGGAGCUCAAUCACCCGCCAUGUUUCCUUCGACAUCAAAGAAGAACAAGGGCUCUUCGGGUUUCGCCGAUAACCCGGAACCCUCUUCGCCUAAAGUCACCUGUAUCGGGCAGGUUAGAGUGAAGACGAAGAAGCAGGGGAAGAAGAUGAAGAUGAGGGCUUGCCGUAGCAAGCGAUUGAGCGGUGGAGGGACAAAUGGGAGCAGUGGCGAAGCUAGCUUUCGACGAAUCGAACAUUCACAUUCACAUUCCAUUGAUGGUGUGCAGACACAACAGGGUCAGCAGGAAUGUGGGUUGAAUCAUAGGAAUCAGAGAUGGGUUCAUCUUCCGUUAACGAUUUGUGAAGCUUUGAGAGCUUUUGGGUCGGAGUUUAGCUGCUUGUUUCCUUGCAAAUCUUCUUGUUUUAGUAGUGGGGGUUUUUGUGGUGGGGGUGAGAAGGGCAAAACAGGGGAGGAGAGAGAAAAUCCAAAUCCAAAUUCUUGCGCUGUUUUCCGGUGGUUGGUUUCGUUGCAAGACGGUGAAGGUGGGGAAAAGCGGAGAGAUAUUGAGUUAGUGGUGGGUGGGGAGGAGGAGGUGAGGGAUAAUAGUAGGGUGGUGAUGAUGGAGAGGGAAUGUUCUAGAAGACGGUCGAUUUUUGAUGAUAUGGAAUUUGAUGAUUUGUUUCCUAAGGACGAUAAUAAUAAUAAUGUGAGGAAUGAUAAUAAUGAAAGUAAUGAGAUUAAUGGUAAUGAUAGUAGUAAUGGAGAUGAUGAAGAAGGUGGGAGAGUUAGUGUUUGUGUUCCUCCGAAGAAUGCUUUGUUGUUGAUGAGGUGUAGAUCUGAUCCUUUGAAAAUGGCUUCGCUUUCGCGGAAGUUGUGGGAGGUUCCUCUUCCUCUUCAGGACGAUGGCGAUGAUGAUGGUGAGGCGAAACAUAAAGGAGAUUAUAUUGAAGCUGAAAGAGAUGUUGGAUUAGCGGAGAAAACAGAGGAAAUUGAAGACGAUAAAACAGAGGAAAUUGGAAAUGAGAAAAUAGAGGAAUUUAGAGAAGAAAAUGCUGAGGUAAUUGGGGAGGAGACGGAAGUAUUGGGGAAAGGCAGUGAGGAAAUUGAUGGAGUUUUGGAAAAAUUGGAUGAAAUGUUGGGUUUUGCCGGCGAAGAAUUGAAGGAAGCUGAGGAAGAAGAGCAAGAAACAGAGGAAAAACAGAGUGUGGAAAACAGAGGAAUGGUAGAUGAGGAGGAAUUUGAGGAUUCGGAAGAUACCCAGUUGAUUGAAGAUGAAAUUACUGCAAAUGGGGGUUUAAUUGAGACGAUUUUAGUUGAAGAGUUUGAAGAUGUUGAAAAUGAGCAAGAUUUGGUAAUAAGCUCAGCGGAAAAUGAGCAGGAUUUGGUAGUUAAUUUAGAGGAAAAUGAGCGAAAUUUACUUGUUAAUUCUGAGAAUAAUGAGCAAGAAUUAAAUAAUUCUGAGAAUAAUGAGCAAGAAUUGAAGGUGGAGAAAGAAGAAAUAGCAGAAUUAGAAUUAGAUAGCGACGAUAUCUCUACAAUUCAAGAUGAAGAAGAGAGACAAAAAUGUGAAAGCAGUGAGAUUUUAACAUCAUUUUCUUGUUCUUUGAAUUCAUCAGAAGAGUCAACAGCAGAGUCAAAAGACAGAGAAGAUGAACAAGAACAAGAACAAGAAAAAGACCCAGUUGAAAUUGAUGUUGAAGAACAAGAACAAGAACAAGAAUUAGUAGCAAGGAAGUCAAUAGAAGGAGGAAAUAAGAAGACUUUGCCAGAUUGUUUGCUAUUAAUGAUGUGUGAACCUAAAGUAUCAAUGGAAGUCUCUAAAGAAACAUGGGUAUGUAGCACCGACUUCCUUCGGUGGCUACCAGAGCGCCACCAUAAGAAGGUGGUCAAUAAACCCGACAACUUGUCUGAUUCGUCGAUUCCAAAGAAAAACAAACCCGCGGCGGUGGCAGCAAUGCCUCCGCCUCAUGUUCAGCAACGCUACGAACAAGCGGCUCAGCCGCCUAUUCAGCCAGGAAGAUCAUCUAUUUCUUUCCCAGCCGGGGGCGGCUCGGUGGCUAACUUGAUCGAGCAGAAGCUUACCAAAGGCGGUAGUGGGUACGAGCCGUUUGUGUUAACAAGGUGUAAAUCGGCGCCGUUGAGAUCAGCGGCUAAGACGCUACCACCGGAGAUGGCUUGCAGUUUGUGGGGAAGAGAAAAUGGGCGGAAGCUUGAGCCGCAUCGUCCGGCUACGUUCGGCGUCGGUGCGGCUGGAGUCGGCUUCUGAUGAAAAUCAAACGGCUGAGAUUGUGAGUCGCUGCCACGUGGCAAUUGGUCUUUGUCCGUUGUGGGCCCUUUGGCAGAAAAUUGUUGGCAUGGCAGGUUUUUGUUUGUAAAUUAAUUAAAUAAUUUUUGGGAUUUUCUAGGCUAGAAUUUUCUAUUAGUGGUUUUAAUGGGUAAUUAGGUUUUACUAGUACUAGUUGAUUAAUUAUAGAAUUGGAGUAUUAUUAUAAUGCAGUAAAAAUAUUUGGGAAUGUUUAAUUACCUUCAUUUUAUGUGCCAUUUUGAUAUUUGGACCUUUUUAUGUGGUAGAGAGUUGAAAAAGCUGAGUGUGUAGGGUAUAAUCACACGUGGUAUUGGUUAGAAUUUACUGACAAUUUGGUAGA